CUUUGAAUUCUGUUUGUAUUGGUUGAUUUCGAUUUUUAGCCUGGCAUCAGUCAGAGAUACCCGUCUUCUUCUUUGCUUUCUAUUCUUUUAUAUUUUCCCUCUAGCAGAUGUAUCUCUUUUCUAGCACUUGUAUAUUUAGCAGUGGUACCGCUGCAGGCGCACAAGCAGCAGCAAUGUUAGCAUCAUAUCGGCGUCGCUACAAUCAGAUUUCAUUUUUCAUGGAACCGAGAUGCUAUUCUGAAUUAUCUUUCAUCCUUUUUUACUACUCUGCUUUUGCUCUGUUGGCGUGCGAAGGGAAGAGAGAAGAGAGGGAGAAGAAACGUUCUUGUGUUAUCCGAGCUAUUCACAAUCGCCGUGUUGUAUAUUUUUAGCUUAUAGUAUGUAGGUACAUAUCAUAGUGAAAUGGAAAAGCAUUUACACAA
Messenger RNA from Xylona heveae TC161, 422 nucleotides. RefSeq lists its product as hypothetical. Bases 108 to 371 code for a protein of 87 amino acids. Lineage: Eukaryota; Fungi; Ascomycota; Xylonomycetes; Xylonales; Xylonaceae. The transcript has a single exon. The record is from RefSeq and is a predicted model, not a curated record.